AUGCCUGCUUCCACUACUACGGCCACAGCUACCACUACUACGACUACAGAAUAUGUGUUCUUCGAAGACUCUCUGUUUGAAGACAAAUACCUCUCUCCUGAGGUGCAGUCCAAUCUACAUGAAGGCUACAAAUUAUACCCUCUCAGAGCCAAUGAUUUCGAAAGAGGCUAUCUUGACGUUUUGUCUGUUCUGACCGAAGUAGGUGCUCAUACUGCAGAAACUUGGAACAGCCAGUAUCAAUUCAUGAAGAAGCACAAUGAUACUUAUUUCACAAUUACUAUCACGGAUGAAAAGACCAACCGCAUUGCAGCUACUGGUACUAUCUUGAUUGAGCAUAAAUUUGUGCACAAGAAUGGUCUUGUAGGCCACAUUGAAGACAUUGCUGUCGACUCGUCUCAUCAAGGCAAAAAGUUGGGUUUGCGAGUCAUUGAAGCACUCAAAUACAUUGGUGAAAAGACAGGCUGUUACAAAGUCAUUCUGGAUUGCGCUGCCAAAAACAUUCCCUUUUACGAGAAAUGUGGUUUUACCCCAAAAGAGAGUCAAAUGGCUUGGUAUAUCCCAUCCUCUGCUCCUGCUCAACAAGAGAAAUCUCAUUUAUAA
Molecule: messenger RNA, 600 nt
Organism: Mucor velutinosus
Lineage: Eukaryota; Fungi; Mucoromycota; Mucoromycetes; Mucorales; Mucoraceae
Exons: 3
Coding region: 1-600 (199 amino acids)
Biological process (GO): UDP-N-acetylglucosamine biosynthetic process
Cellular component (GO): Golgi apparatus; endoplasmic reticulum-Golgi intermediate compartment; endoplasmic reticulum
Molecular function (GO): glucosamine 6-phosphate N-acetyltransferase activity; monosaccharide binding
Source: RefSeq, a predicted model, not a curated record